Botrytis fragariae is the source of this 1035-nucleotide messenger RNA. RefSeq names its product putative mitochondrial gtpase protein. Lineage: Eukaryota; Fungi; Ascomycota; Leotiomycetes; Helotiales; Sclerotiniaceae. Gene Ontology annotation, cellular component: mitochondrion. The transcript is spliced from 2 exons. Bases 1 to 1035 code for a protein of 344 amino acids. The record is from RefSeq and is a predicted model, not a curated record. Gene Ontology annotation, molecular function: GTP binding; GTPase activity.
AUGGCACAAUUCAUACCUCGUACCGCGUUCCCCCAACAACUUUCUCUCCCUCGAUCGUACUACCUAGGCCAUCAUGCAUCCGGUCUCUCGCGAAUGAAAACCAUGCUCUCAUCCAUCGACCUUAUUAUAGAAUGUCGAGAUUACAGAGUCCCUCUCACAUCCCGUAAUCCGUUAUUUGAACAAUCACUCGCGGGAAGGGAAAGAGUCAUCGUGUAUACGAAACGGGAUUUAGGGUACCAAGGUUUAGCUGUGGAUAAAAAGAGAGAAGCAAUUAUAAAAGAUUGGCAUAAGCCCUCCUCCACUCUCUUCUCAAAUCACAAAUCCAAAUCCGAUAUCCACACUAUUCUUUCGCUCUGCAAAGAACAUGGUCUUGCGCACCAGUCCCUAACCGGUUCUCGAAUUCUUGUAGUGGGCAUGCCUAAUGUCGGAAAAUCUUCUUUGUUAAAUGCUCUACGCAUGGCUGGUGUAAAUAGAGGCAAAGCAGCAUUUACAGGUGCUCAACCCGGUAUCACAAGAAAAAUCGCAUCAGGUGUCAAAAUAGUCGAUCCGGACCCGGAAGCAGGAACAGAGGGUGUCUAUUUAGUAGAUACUCCCGGUGUGUUUGUCCCUUUCGUACCGGAUACUGAUAGUAUGUUGAAACUGGCAUUGGUGGGAAGUGUCAAGGAUACGAUCAUUGCGCCAACGACAUUAGCGGAUUAUUUACUCUUUCAUAUCAAUUUAAAAGUAGGAGGGAGCGUGUACAAAGAAUACUGCGAGGAAACAAAUGAUAUCGUACAGUUUCUAGAGGCGGUUUGUAGGAAAACGGGGCGGUUAGGGAAGGGAGGGGUGCCGGAUGUAGAGGCUGCAGCACUUUGGGUCAUUCAGAGGUGGAGACAGGGAAAUCUGGGGAAAUUCGUACUAGAUGAGGUGGAGGUUGAUGGUUUGGAGAAGAAAGUUAUGGAGGAGGUUAGGAUGAGUGUUAGUCAAGCAAGGAAACAAGCGAAGGAUACCCAGAGGAUGAGGGCGAAGACAAGGAGAGCGGAGUCAAUGGGUUGA